GCAUUUUUGCUAACCGCAGCACGGUUGCAGUGCACAGUAAACUGUCGAAUGUAUUACACGUAUAUUGGUUGAUCGAAACGGUGUUUUGAUGUUAAGUGAUGAAUGGAUAGCACGAAUCGGAAUAUAAAUUGUAUAUUAUAUUGAUAAGAUCAAACCACAAAAAUGGGUCAAGACGAGAAGAAAGGGACGAUCGUUCUGGACAAUUUCAAUUCGACGACUAAUCUAACAACGAACCCAGGUUUUCAAUCAACAUUAAGUUUAGGUUCCAAGGAAGUCAUCAAUGAAAAGGCGUACAAUCCCUUCGAACAUCGGAAAGUGGAACAUCCUAAUUCGACAAUUGGUUCUCUAGUUCAUUUACUUAAGUCCUCGCUUGGCUCCGGCAUCCUGGCUAUGCCCGCUGCCUUCAAGAAUGCAGGGUUAGCAAUAGGAGCACUUGGAACAAUUAUUAUCGGCUUCAUUUGUACGCAUUGCGUUUAUGUACUGGUAAAAACAUCACAGGAAGUUUGCGUGGAAGCGAAAAAACCGUCAAUGGGAUUCGCUGAAACUUGCGGAGCGGCCUUUGAGUUUGGGCCGAAAAGAUUGCGACCUUGGGCUAAUUUUGCCAGGACUUUUAUCGAUUACACGCUCACUUGCACUUACUUGGCCGCAUUGUGCGUGUAUGUCGUGUUCAUUGCAGAGAACUUUAAAGAGGUUCUAGAUGAGUAUAAUCCAGAUUACAAAUUAUCCGUUGAAGUAUAUUGUGCACUUACUCUGGUACCACUUGUAUUGAUUUGUCAAAUACGAAAUCUUAAAUGGCUGGUUCCAUUCUCCGCACUGGCCAAUGUCUUCCUCGUCAUAUGCUUUGCGAUUACCAUGUACUACAUAUUCACCGAUCUACCCAACCCUGCUGAGAGGAAAACGGUUGCUAGUGUCACGCAAUGGCCUCUUUUUAUCAGUACGGUGAUUUUUGCCAUGGAAGGAAUUGGAGUAGUUAUGCCAGUUGAAAAUGAGAUGGCUAAGCCACAACAGUUCCUCGGAUGCCCUGGAGUACUGAAUGUAGCGAUGACUAUCGUUAUUUCUUUGUAUGGCAUAGUUGGAUUCUUCGGCUAUAUCAAAUUUGGAGAAUCCGUUCGUGGUAGUGUCACGCUUAAUCUUCCACAGGAUGAAAUAUUGGCACAGAGUGCAAAGAUCUUGAUGGCGCUGUCGAUCCUCUUCACGUACAGCUUACAAUUCUACGUGCCCAUGGAAAUGAUCUGGAGACAAAUCCACGACAAAAUCGCUGUAAAGUAUCAUGAAAUUACUCAAAUAAGCAUCAGAACAACAGCUGUGAUUGGAUCUGUUGCCCUGGCCGCAGCCUUUCCGGACUUGGAACUCUUCAUCAACUUAUGCGGUGCAAUCUUCCUCUCCAGUCUCGGUCUGCUUACUCCAGCGAUCGUUGAUACAGUACACAAUUGGGAUAGAGGUCUUGGGAAAUUCAAUUGGAUUCUUUGGAAGAACAUUUUCAUCUCCAUUAUUUCAUUUAUAGCUCUCUUCGCGGGUUCUUAUGUAUCCAUAAUAAGUAUGGUUGAAAAGUAUAAUUCAACAGCAAUGAUCGGUAAAGGAGCUAACAUGACAAGUUUAAGCACGUGAAAAUUACUUCCAUCGUCAGACAAUAGAAGAAAAAAAAAACGUACAUUACAAAAUAAU
This is a messenger RNA of Vanessa tameamea, 1665 nucleotides long. Its product is annotated as proton-coupled amino acid transporter-like protein pathetic. Lineage: Eukaryota; Metazoa; Arthropoda; Insecta; Lepidoptera; Nymphalidae. The transcript has 10 exons. Bases 163 to 1608 code for a protein of 481 amino acids. Gene Ontology annotation, biological process: amino acid transmembrane transport. The record is from RefSeq and is a predicted model, not a curated record. Gene Ontology annotation, molecular function: L-amino acid transmembrane transporter activity.